AUGGCAUAUCAAUUUAUCGGAAGUUUAAGCUUAGCUUCACUGUUCAGUUUACUUACAUGGCCUAUUCUUCAAAUGUUAUGCUUUUAUAAAAUUAUACAUUAUGCAAAGAAUAAUAAUCAUAAUAAUAAUCAGAAUAAUAUUUCAACUGUUGUAAAAACCACAUCACGAUGGGAGCAGAAGCUGUGGAAUUUCGAAUGGCAGAUUCAUCAUUUAGAUUGUAAUAUCUUCGCGUUAAUAAUAAUCGAGAGUCAAUCAUUCAGUAAAUCCUGGAAACAAUUGAACUCUGGAUUGGUUAAGAUUCAAUUGCUGAAUAAUAUAAUCGAGUUGAUACGAUGCCUGUUCCGCAAUGGCAACAUUUUUUGGAUUAAUAUACUUUUCUGUGAGACCGCCAACUUUAAUUGCUUUUCCUAUUAUAGCAAUUAUAUCAUUUGGGUAUGUUAUUUCAUCUCAAGUGCUAUACUAACCAUCUUACAACAUAUUAUGUCAACUGUAAUCGUCUGUUAUUGUCUACAAGAAUAUAAAGCUACAGAGGAGGAGAUUUUUGGCAAUGAAUUAAAUUUUAUCUUCAGACACGAAAGUUUUAAAUGUCAUCUUGUUAAACUACUCAAAACUGAAGAAACUAAACUACAUGCAUUAAAAAAUGGUUGUAUAUCUAACAGACUUCAUAACCAAUCAUCUGGUUCCUAUAUAGACUAUCGUAAUCUUAAUAUACAAUGGAUUGAAAAUCCUGACGGUGAUUUCAGUGUGAAAGGCUUCUCAUUACAUCCGCCUAUUCCACAGCCUAGAGGACAAAAACGUUAG
Trichobilharzia regenti is the source of this 801-nucleotide messenger RNA. The record is from the annotation of a GenBank genome assembly. NCBI's taxonomy places the organism in Eukaryota, Metazoa, Platyhelminthes, Trematoda, Strigeidida, Schistosomatidae.